CAGUACCUCUAAAAGAUCAAUAUGAUGUACGUACUAAGUCGUUGGACGGUGGUCCAGAACUAGCUUACGAAAAAAUUGUAACCGGAUAUUCACUUUAUCAUCACGAAAAUCCAUUUCUAUGUGAUUACGGUGGCGUUUUGCCAAAAUUUGAUGUAGCAUACGAAACUUGGGGUGAAUUGAACGAAAAUAAGGAUAACGCGAUUUUAAUUCAAACUGGCUUAUCUGGAA
This is a messenger RNA of Racocetra fulgida, 228 nucleotides long. The record is from the annotation of a GenBank genome assembly. Lineage: Eukaryota; Fungi; Glomeromycota; Glomeromycetes; Diversisporales; Gigasporaceae.